This is a messenger RNA of Symbiodinium necroappetens, 1236 nucleotides long. Lineage: Eukaryota; Dinophyceae; Suessiales; Symbiodiniaceae. The record is from the annotation of a GenBank genome assembly.
AUGUCUGUCAGGACUUUGCUGACGCAUGGUCGGUGGGUGGACGGCUUCAAGCCUGGGAGAUAUCUGUCGCAGGUGACCGUUUCGCAAGCACGAUUACAAGAGUUCAUCCGAGCUGAGCUGAGCUACUUUGCAGCUCAACACACGCAGGCACUGAGCUUGGAACAGAUCGUGGAAGCAUCGACUCCCGGCAAAGUGGCCCGGCUGGUGCACAAGGAGCUGCCCUUUCGCUUUGCUGCACGCAUCGAGCAUAUUGAGGCAGUGACAGGAUGGGAACAGCAGCUUGAACUCCAGCAAUUGCACGAGAUUUUCUUGGACUCAUUCAGCGAGUUGCGCAUGUCCGAACCUCCCGGGACUGAGGAGUGCCCGCUGUCGGUAUCAGAUUUGAAAGAAUACACGGAGGUCAUCCGAAAUGUUCGGAAACGUCAUCGACCUGUCGUAGCAUUGCUUGCUGAGGCUUUUCGGAAGAUGAUGCACAAUGACGCAGCUUGGAUUGAGGAUGAUGCUUUUCAGUCGUGGGCUGACACCUUUCUGAUAUCCAGAAUCUCUACAGAAAUGCUGACUUCUCACUACAUGGCAGUGGUGGAGUCGCACGACCCCUCCGCCGCCCAGCUGCUCAGCGAGGAUCAUAUUGGCAUCGUUGACACGAAGUGCAAUCCCGGCAGAAUCUGCGAGGAGGCUGCAAAGGCCGUUCAAGCGAUGUACACAAGUCCAAGAAGGCAACUUGCAGGAAGUUUGAGCAUCGAGGUUCACUCGCAUUCUGACUCUGGCUCGCUCUCUGCCAUCGAGUUUUCUUACAUUCCGAAGUAUUUGUUCUACAUUGUCCAGGAGCUGAUCAAGAACAGUGCCCGGGCGACGGUCGAGGCCUGCGAGAUGGACAGACGGAGAACCUUGUCGCAAAGGCCAAUUGUGGUCACCGUUUGUGCAGACCAGAAGCAGGUGGCCAUACGAAUAGCAGAUCAGGGAGGUGGCGUGCCCUUUGGCAAAGCGGACGAGAUCUGGUCAUACCGUUUUUCUACAUCAAAGCAGCCAGUCCAGGAGUACCUGGAGAGUGGCAGUCCUCUUGCUGGUUGGGGUGUCGGUCUGCCUCUUGGUCGGCUCUAUGCCAGGUAUCUGGGCGGCUCCUUGGAGUUGAUGAAUGUACCUGGCACUGGAGUUGAUGCGUAUCUCUUUCUGAGGCGAAUUGCACCAGAGGGAGUUCCGCGCUCCUCCAUAUCUGAUUCGCUGGCCCCAGUCUAG